This is a messenger RNA of Colletotrichum godetiae, 1633 nucleotides long. RefSeq lists its product as uncharacterized. The record is from RefSeq and is a predicted model, not a curated record. NCBI's taxonomy places the organism in Eukaryota, Fungi, Ascomycota, Sordariomycetes, Glomerellales, Glomerellaceae. The transcript has a single exon. The coding region runs from base 235 to 1290 and encodes 351 amino acids.
AAUGAGAGAGCAGGCGAGACCGGUCAGAGGUGAAGAGCCAGCGUGUGAAACCCCUGCGUAACAAGCUGUCUGGCGCAGGAGCGAUAUUUCCUGAGAAUACAACAGUAGCUCGUUGUUUUAUAUAAGAGGGUAUAGUCUUCAUUUUGAAUUGAAAUCCUGUAUCAAUUCAUCACAUCAACACAUUACAACAUUACAACAUUACAAUCCAUAAUCUUACACACUUACUUCGAAGUCAUGGCUUCCUCAUCUGUUCCCCAACGUCUCGAAUGCUACGGCGGUCAGGUUUCGAACCCCGCCGCUGGCAAAUACAAGCUUUCAUGCUUUCUCUACGAUGACGCAGACCAUCUCAAAUGCUCUCUUGCGCCGAACGACAUUCUCGCCAGUCAGAGCUUCACUUUUACCCGUCUUCGUGUUUAUCACUCUCCGGUCCAUACGUUCUGGUACUUUCCAGAAGCAAUCAGAGUCAACCCUGGAGACACGAUUGUUUUCAGCCUUACCUUUGGGGCCAAGAAAGCUACCAUCUUCCGCGGGGCAGAGGUCUCAACUGUUGUUGAACUCUUGAAGGGCCCAUCCCCUGAUGCUCUAGGAGAGUAUGCCGCGAUGAUUGGCCAUACAGAUACCUAUUUGGAGAAGUUUUUCGCGCUUGCACACGUUCACGCACUUCUCGGUAGCACUGUCCAGGAGUUUGAAGCGGAUUUGGCCAGAAGAGCAAUACCCGAUGAUACCGAGCUUAGCAAGCUCAGUCCAGAGCAGUUCAAGGAGAUCAAUAAUGCCAACGCUACCGUUCGUCUUCAGGGCAACAAGACUUCAUUUGAUGAUCAGGAUAUAUACGACAAGACGGCCUUUCUUGCAUGUGUCGUCAAUGCCCGUUUAGCUGCCGCUGCGAAGGCACAGCAUCCUGAGCAGUAUGACAUCACAAAGCCUGAGGAGCGGAUGGCAAUGACCAAUGCUGCAGCAAAUGGGUUAUUCAACAAAUACUACAACGGCAUGGGCAGCUUCGAGGCUACAAAGUCCAUGACCAACUCCAGCGUCAAAAAGAGGUACUCUUCAGCUUCGGUAAAGUUGGACGCUAUCCGAGAUAUCUUCUCAUCUCUUGCACUGCCGGAUUCGGCCUUGUCAAUGCUUCUCGACGCUGUACAAUCUUUCCUCAAUACCGCCAAAGAGUUGGCAAUUGAAAGCAAGAAAAAGGAUCUCCAUAAUGCAAAGUUGAUCAAUUUCAUCAGCAUCCAACCGCCGCUAGGCAACCCUGAGCUCCGGCAUGUCCCAAAGAUGCGAAUGAUUUACGUUUAAUUCAGCGAGACGACCAGCGAAUGGACGAGCAAUUGUGGCAAGGGCGAGACCUACGACCUGGACGUUUCGGUCUAUGCUUUUGACACCGAGCUUAGUAGAGAGGUGGUGGAGCUUACGCAUGGCAAAUGCGUGGAUCUUUUGACUGCGGCAGCUAAUGUCGACCUCGAGGCACUUGGACCGAGUGGCUCGCCGUCUGCUACAAGUAAACCAGUCUCGGUCAACAGGCCCAAUCCUGUUGGCCCCCCACCUAUCCCACCUCCGUAGAUGUUAGCAUAUCUUCAUACACAUUUCCUACUGCAGAGGCAACAAUAAAUAGAACCUUGAUUGAAUAUUUGACUAAGAC